GUGAUAAGUGCGUUUAUUAGCCAUCUCUUGGGGGCUGGAGGAUUCAGUAAAUCACUUUACGAAAGCAGACGUGAAGGAGGAACUGAAAUAAUUCAAGUAAUCUCUUCCCGGGCCAAGGGUUAAUCCACUGCAGCCCUAUACUAGGUGCGGUACUUGUAUGGCGUAUGAUAGGCAAAUGAAAUGGGUACCAAGGCAGAUUUUGCCUAGCUAAGAUUACAGAAAAGACGAUUUGAUGCGUACUUCCAUGUGAGGUUAAGGCCUAGAGUCUUAGUUCAUCACUAUGGUGCUUACCAUGGUGUUUUGGCCUUGUUAUCCGCUAAGGUAUUCCAACAUUUGCUUUCUUUAAACCGUUGCCUUUCCACUUUUUGACCCUUCAUGGUGUUUCCACCCCACGACCUUUAGUCUAGUUCCCAAGACACAAUGGCGGCCACAGUUCACUCCUUCAUCAAGCUUCUGCUUGACUUUUACUAUUAUUUGUUGAAUAAAGUUUUCGUUUUCCCGUCCCUUGAGAAGCUGUGGGUCAUAGACUUGCGAACAUUUCGGCCGUAUAGCAUUUCAAUAAACCACAAUGCCGUCCAGGCUACUGAGUUCCGAAAGAUAUCACCACUUGGCAUUACGGCUAGUCCCCAGGACCAUAUAGCCAAAGGCUUAACCUUACUUGAUCCGGGCUUCAGGAACACUGCUGUUGGAGAAAGUCGUAUUACACACAUUGAUGGUAACCGUGGCCUGCUACAGUAUCGUCAAUAUUCUAUCAGCUACCUCGUCACCCAUCAUGACUACGAGGACGUUGUGCAUCUACUAGUGUGGGGUCACCUUCCUACACUAGAUGAGAAGCUCAACUUCAGAAGCCGAGUUGCCAAGCAAAUGGUCCCUGAUCAGUCAAUCAUUAGGGUCAUCCAAGCAUUCAGCCCAGAUGCACCCGCCUACUUGAUCGUUGCUGCGGGUCUAACCGCCUGGGCGGCGUCAGACCCGGAUUCGGUUCCAGUUUACAGAGGAUAUUCAAUAUAUGAGAAAGAUUCCAAUGCCGUCGAUGAAGGCAUCUACAGGAGUCUCGCUGCCUUCGCAACAGUCGUGGCGAUCAUGGCCUGUCACCAGCAAGGCAAACCUUUUACACCACAUGCUGACCCAACACUCUCAACCAUCGAAAAUAUGCUCAUUAUGAUGGGUCGGCCACACGAUAGACAAGCAGCUUCGGCUCUUAAUAAGCUCUGGAUUCUAUUCGCCGAUCACGAAAUAACCAACUCAACUGCCGCAUUCCUCAACGCCACCUCUUGUCUAAGCGAUCCUAUCUCGGCUUGUGUUGCGUCUGUGGCUUCGGGUAACGGUCCGUUGCAUGGUGGCGCUAUUGAUCUUGCAUACAAGAGAUUUAAGCAAAUGCGGAACAAGGAGGGCGUCAGAAAACAUAUGGCCGAUGUAAAAGCUAAGAAAACUAGACUUAUGGGCGUGGGACACCGCGUAUAUCGAACUAUCGAUCCGAGAAUACCUCACCUUCACUCUAUUAUGGCCGACCUCGAGACGAAUGUAUCGCAAAACCCGCUGCUCGACGUCGUACUAGAAAUCGACCGUACAGUUGCCGAAGAUCCGUAUUUUACGUCGAGAAAACUUAGCAUUAACGCCGACUUGUAUUCCUCGUUUGCCUACGCAGCGCUUGGAUUCGACCCAAGGAUAUUCACACCGCUCGCAAUGACGGCGCGAUGCGCUGGUGCGCUCGCACACUGGAGAGAGAGCAUGAAUCAACCUCCAUGUUUAUGGCGACCUCGACAAGUAUUUACUGGCGAAGUGGCAUCGUAAUGAUUUAUUUUGUUUUAAUUAUUUGAUGAUCUUCAAGAAUUUUUACCCUUUUCUAGAAUUAUAGUUCUCUUCUAGAAUAAUAUAAAUUUCAAA
Molecule: messenger RNA, 1884 nt
Organism: Hypoxylon trugodes
Lineage: Eukaryota; Fungi; Ascomycota; Sordariomycetes; Xylariales; Hypoxylaceae
Product: citrate synthase
Exons: 5
Coding region: 421-1791 (456 amino acids)
Biological process (GO): tricarboxylic acid cycle
Molecular function (GO): acyltransferase activity, acyl groups converted into alkyl on transfer
Source: RefSeq, a predicted model, not a curated record